UUACACCACGGACAGUACAGUGUUGUGGACAACAUGGUCAACUGGAGUCGGAUCCCACCAAAAUACUUCCAACGGUCAGUUUGGGGAGUUGUGUGGACCGCUGCGGUAGUACAUGGGGUUUCUACAACUGGUGAACACAGCAAGCAAAAAAAGUACGGGAUACUCAUCAUUGGCAAAACCGGAAAUGGAAAAAGUUCCAUUGCAAACGCAAUUCUUGGCCAGCAGAAGUUUGCAGUUGGUAGUACGAUGGCUUCUACCACACUCAAAGUGCAGUCUGAGCAGACGGAGAGAGAUAACUGUCUAUGGACGGUAGUUGAUACUCCAGACCCAGUCAACUCCGAACUGGACACCAAGCAGCUCAAGGAGGAAAUCCAGAAGUGGAAGCAGAUGACUGCCUCUUUCCCAUCCGCCAUUUUGCUGGCCGUGCGGUGUGAUGUUCGUUACACAGCUGAAGAGUACGACAUAUACAAAAAGAUUAAAAAUGCAUGGGCAGAUAAAUCAUUUCUGGAUAAUCUCAUCAUUGUUUUCACAUUUGGGGAUCGACAGGACAAAGACUUAGCCGAGGAGCUGAAGACUGUAUGUCCAGAACUGAAGAACGUCCUGAAAGACUCCAAUAACAACUAUGUCCUCUUCAACAAUAAAGUUUCAAAAGAAGCGAUGGAGGAACAAGUCAAAGAAUUCAUAUCAAGAAUUAAAAAAUCUCUGCCACCUCCAUCUCCACCUUAUACUUUUAUGACGAAAAGUUACUGGUUAUAUAUUUUAGCUUUUCUUGGUAUUGCUGUUGCUUCGAGGAAACAGCCAACCAGAAUAAGACUCAUGCUCUUGUCUACUCCUCCAGCUUUGUUCGUCCUGCUGAAGUGCUAUCGUGAUGCAUAAGAAUUUAUUAUGAAAGUUCCAUAGAAGUGAUUUGUCAGAAUGGAAAACUGUGAUGAUCUAGAAAAAAGUCUGUCCUUGAGGACGCCAAAUGGCUUAUGGCAAACAGUUCAAUCUUUAUAUCAGAUUACAGAAAUGUUUCACAGGUGAGAAAACACUGAUGACACUCUAAAAGGUUUUAAGCUUUGUGUCUUAAGCUGUAAAAUGAUGUUUAGUAAAAUGCAACCGCCGGCGCGUGAGAGAUGCUUGGUGAUAGUACUAGGGUUAUCCGAGACUACGGGCUCACACGCACGCACGCACGCACACACACACACACACACAUACAAAUACAUACACAGAAAUGCACAAACACACACACGGACGCACACACACACACACAAACACUUUAGGGUUCCAUAGAGUUGUAGUUAUGGAUGUGACACAAAGUGACCUAAGCCUCAAACAACCACAGAGCAUCUUUUCCGUUUGAUGACUACGGUUAUUGUAGUUAAUGCAGGGUUAACUGUUGAAGAAAGGAAGGAGCUUCUUAUGAUGGCUGAUAGCAAGAACUACUUGCUGAGCAACUACCCGUAGCUAAUGUGUACCCAGUAUUAGCUCAUAUCACUGUUUGUAAAUCAACUGUUUGAAAUGUUUACAAAAGAUAUCUUUUAUAUUGUCUUUUAAUUUAAUUAGAUUACACAAGUGAAAGGUAUGCAUUUCUAAAUGAAACGAAAAAGUCACCGCCAGUGGGGAAGUAAAAAGACAGAGUGAAUAAUCUUUACACAAGACUAAAUAAAGUUUCUGCAUCUGUCAUCUGCCCAUCUUUUUCCCUUCUAUCCUGCUCUCACCUAAAAUGUUUAAUAUGAUGUUAAUUAAAAUAGUGUGACACAAUAGCUGUGACAGUUUAUAUUCAAGAACAUACAUGUACUGUAAUGACAUUCAUUGCUUGAUGUGAUUCAGCAUAGCUGUUUUGUUUUUGUUUUUUUUUAAUUUUUUUUUAAUUUUUCAACUUUUCUGGUAUUUCAAUGUAAUGGUUUGCUGUGAUUUUUCAAAUUUUCCCCUAUGACUAGGAUUUUUUUUUUCGGUCGUUGGAGAUUUGUUCACUACGUAGGCGCAGGUUUUAUUUUGAUGAUUUUUAUAAACUGUAAAUAAAGUAAGUAAUCUUUCAUAUUUUCUUGU
This is a messenger RNA of Pomacea canaliculata, 2031 nucleotides long. Its product is annotated as GTPase IMAP family member 4-like. The transcript has 5 exons. NCBI's taxonomy places the organism in Eukaryota, Metazoa, Mollusca, Gastropoda, Architaenioglossa, Ampullariidae. Gene Ontology annotation, molecular function: GTP binding. The record is from RefSeq and is a predicted model, not a curated record. Bases 34 to 876 code for a protein of 280 amino acids.